Molecule: messenger RNA, 4970 nt
Organism: Vitrella brassicaformis
Lineage: Eukaryota; Vitrellaceae
Source: the annotation of a GenBank genome assembly
GCGCAUCAAAGUCUUUGUGUGUCUGUGCAGGGACUGCCGCGUGUGUACUCGAGCACGGGGGGUCAUCCGCGGCGACCUGCCAACAGGUGAGAAUACGACACACACAUGCAUCCAUCCAUCCAUCCACCCACACAGACUGACAGACGGGCUGAUAGAUAUAUAUGUGUGUGUGCCGUCAGCGUGAGCGUGAGCAGCGGCACAAGGAGAGCGUGGCCAGGCGGAAGCGCGAAAAAAGUGAGCAAGUGUUGCCAGCCGCAACACAUCAGAGUCCACAAUGACUGACACGUUCCUGUUGUGUCGGUCUUUAUGUCUGUCUGUCUGAUUGUCUGUGUCUGUGUGUGUCAGGUUGCUGUAUCAGAGGACGCGGCGAGGCCAGCCUGUCACAGUGAUGAAGGGACUGCUCACGGCCAUGCUCAACAAAGUCAGCAAACACGACUGACUGAACGACUCUCAUGAAGAUCCAUCACCUAAAUCGUUGCUAGGCUGACUUGACCGACCAUGGCAUGCAGCACACAUACGCAUGGCUGCCGCAUAUAUAUGCGUGCGGGGGCCCGUUAUAUAAACCAGCUUUCGUGUGUGUGUGUCCAAAGAUAGAUAGAUGCGGAAGAAGGGCAGAGGGAGACAGAUGGAAUGGCAGCUCUAGCUAUCUGAGACAUACAAAAGUCCCCACCACCACCACCGCGCGCAACCCGACUGACUGCCUGACUGCAUUGCCAGACGAAACCACACGCGUGCAUGAAUCGAUUCAUGACUUGACAGACAGACAGACAGACAGACAGUGACACAGACAUCGAGAGGAGACAGACUGCGAGAUGAGAGCAGCAUAGAACACCGACGACACAUACCCACUCUGACUCGUCCCAUCUAUCACAUGCAUGUCUGCAUGCAUGCAUCCGUUGUCCCGUUGCCAUCCAUGUCUGCACGCCGUCUCCCUUCUCAUGCUCUGAUGGUCUCUCUCUCCCUCCGCCACACGCGCUGCGACGCUCUCAACCUCUCCAACACACUGAGAGCUCAGCGGUCGGUGUGUGCGUGUAAGGGAGCCCAUCAUGGCAAGCACCAGACGGCAGCCCAGCGACCAUUGUCUGAAAAGAGGCGAGAAUGCACGCAGCUCUAGAUCUCUGGGGAUGAUGGGGUGUGUAAGUGUCUGCCCGUGUUGUCCCGCGCCACCCGCCCGAACACACACCGCCAGCUAGGCAAGCGAAACGAGGUCAAACAGCUUGUGCACUCGCACCGCAAGUUUUCAACAUGAUCAACAAGACUCUCCUUACCGACAGACACAUCAAACUUUCUUUUGGGCUCUCUUGUCUUUGUUUAGCCUCGGCUCGUCUGCCAGGCAAGACGACACGCAGUGAGCCUGCAAUGGGGCACCCGCUGGCUCACGGCGUAUCGACACAACCAGACAGUAGGCCAGGCUCUCAAUCGCCGAUCAGUCAGUCAGUCAGUCAGGAGAAGGGCAUGAAAUGCCACAUGCAUGCAUGCAGGACAGACAGAACCGUUUGGUUGGUCCGUUGGCGGCGGCAAUAAUCAUCCUUAUAAAACCAUACCAUACACACGUGCUACGCCCUCACACACAGCAAGCACACACACACACACACACACAUACACACAGAGAGAGAGAGAGAUGCAUCAAAAAAUGUUGUGCAUCCGUCGACCAAAAAUGUCGUGGUGGCGAGAACGAAAAUGGACCUGUCGGUCGAUCGACCGACGCGUGCAUAUGCGAUAGCAUCACCAGUCAGUCAGGUCAGGUUCUCCGCCUGAUGGGCUUCACUCUCAGGCCCCUCGGCUUGUAACUGACGACGCCACACGUGCGUCCCACACAGCCAGCCAGCAUCCCUGUGUGUGUUGGUUGCUCUGUCUGUCUGUCUGUCUGUCUGUCGGUGGGCGUUGCUUACGUGAUGGCGAAGUACGGCUCUGGCUCUGCGGUGACAUCGAACUCAUACCGACGGAGCAGCCCAGCAAGGGUCAGACGAAUCUGUGGCAGUCACGCACAGACACACACACGCGCGCACCGCCCCAGGGGCAUGCAGGACGAUCGGCCAAAGCUUCGAGUGUGUUUGUGCGUGCGGCCUCACUGCACUGCCCCCACCCACCUCGAUGGUGGCCAAGUUCUGCCCAAUGCAGGCUCUCGGGCCGAUGCCGAACGGCCGCAGCACAUUGUUGUAGACCUUGAGCUGCUCCUCGCUGCUCUCCAGCCACCGCUCGGGACGAAAGGCCUUACCGUCACCCCAACUGUGAGUUCAUCACCCACCCACCCACCACAAGGGGGGAUACCACAAAACAGCACACACACACGCAACAACACGUUGCACGUGUGUGUGCGUCUCGUCUUGUCUUUGGGGUGUCGGUAUGUGUGUGGGUGUGUAUGUGUAUCUGUGGUACAUGCAUACAUACACACGUACAUGUCGGCGGCGGUGAAUGCCGGGAGGAAGGGGAAGGCGAUGUCGUAUCCGGCGGGGAUGUAGUAGUCGACCCCCUUCGAUGUCAACUUGACGCUUCGGUCGAGGGUGCGGAAUUGACCGUUGGACGCCACCGUCGUGCUGGCAGGGGGGCAGGGAGAGAGAAGGGGACACGGACGCAAACACACACACACACACACGUGCAUGUAUAUGUAUAUAUAUAUAUAUAUGUGAGUGUGUGUAUAUAUAUAUAUGUAUACAUAUACAUGCACGUGUGUGUGUGUGUGUGUGUGUUCGCAUACAUACACAUACAUUCUCAUGAGCUCUUUGACGCAGGCAUUGAAGUACUUGAGGUCUGACAGCUCCUCAUACGUAGGGAAUGGGCCCACGAAACUGGCGCCAUCCAACUCCUGCACACACACACACAUAUACACAGAGAGAGAGAAAGGCGGAAGGGACGCCCAUCUAGAGGCGCUUAAGAUCUGUCGCUGCGUCUGUCCUCAUGUGUGAGUGUCAUGUGUCGUGUGUCGGACCUCUUGGAGCUUCUUGAGCACACGGGGAUUGCUGCCGAGGUGAUAGAUGCCCCACGCCAAAGUAUAACCAGUAGUGUCAUGCCUGUCAGACACAACACGGCCACUCUGUAUGGCGACCGGUACUUAGUUCGUGCGGGCCGUCGCCUCGCCGUCCGACAUCUUACUUACCCGGCGUUGAUCAGAGUGUAGAUGUCGGAGAGGCGAGCAAACUCGGUCUCAUAGGGAGCGUUGUGGAUGUAGGACAUGAUCGACGUCGGCUGCCACCAGGCUUUUUCGUUCAUUCAUUCAAGCGUGUGUUGGCGCCGUGUUGUGUUGUGUUGUGUGUGUAUCUCCCUCUCUUUUUUGCGUACGUCUCUUUGUUCGGCGGGCGUGUUGAGGUAAUGUUGGUAGAUGCGCUGGACGAUCUCGCGGUAGGUCUGCUGUGCGUCGUUGAACUUGCGCAUUCCAUCGUUCCACGGCAUGUAGGGCCUGCACGCUCAGACCACAAACACACACACACGAUAUCCGAGCGACGAGGGAGCGUGUGUGUGUGCGCGUGUCAAUCAACGCAUGUGCGACUGCCAAGCAUAGCAUACCUGAAAGGGUUCAGGACCUGUUGGGCGAACUCCUUGAAUAUGGUGUCGACGCUCUCGAGAAUGGCCAGCGCCUCGCCAUUGCGCUCCUCGUCGAAGGCGUGGAACGGAUACCUUCCGGCAAGAAUAUGUCAAAACAACGAUCACAAAAAACACGUUCAAUACUAGAUGCACAUGGCUAAGACACGCACGCACGCACGCACACAAACAAACGCACCCAAGUGCGAUUUCGCCUAUGACGUCGAUCGUAACCGGACGGCCCACUGGUCCAUGGGCACCGACACGCCCUUCUCGGCCGCACUGUCCAGCGCGUCGCAGAAGCCGCCCAGCACACGAUGGUACGCGGGGACCUUGCUGGCAAGCACCUUGGUGCUGCGCACACACACACACAUACCACACACGCACACGCGACACAUACAUAGCCAGAUGAAGACAAAAAAAUGCAUGUGUGUGUUGACGUAGGGGUGUGUGUGUGGGUGUGGGUGGGUGGGUGGGUGUUAGUGAUCACUCACGCGAAUGCGGGGGCUAGUGCCUUACGAAUGGGGUGCCAGCCCUCGCCUGUGGUCUUGCGCGAGAAGAUGGAGACGUCCCUCGGUGUGAACGGGCCACGGCGGCGGAGGUCGAAGCUCUUGAAGAGCGAGGUCUUCUCGAGACCAUCUGAUGCACCACAGUAACACACACACACACACACACACACAGAUGCAUGAGUGCAUCCAGUGUGCAAAUGUGAUUUGGGGAGGACAUCACACACACACACACACACCUGCCCCGAGCAGCUCUGGGAAGCAGCUCCAGUCCGUGCAGACGUAGACACGCUUGCCCAGCGGCAGCUGAUAACAAAACACCUCGCUCUUCAACUCAUCGCGCCACUGCUCGUAUCUGACCACACACAUAUCACACGCAAACACACAAUUGAGCCAGGCCGCUGUGUGUUGUCUCUCAAUCGAGCGGGCCGGCUCACAGGUGCGGCACUUUGGGGUCUGCGAAAAGUGCGAGAGACUCGGUGACGGACAUCGGCACACGGGGCGGGUCGCGCAGCGCCUUCCUCUCCUCGGCGGUGAUCUCAUGCACGGGUCUGGUCCCCUGCUUAGCGGCGGUGGCGGCAUCUUUGGUUGUGUUGCUGUUUGUGGCGGCCUGGGCCCUCUUGCGGUGCAGCCGUAUGAGCUCCUCGAGGCCGACGAGGCACACCACGGCCGCCGAGAUGCCGGCAAGUGGCAGCAGAGAGGAGGAGGGAGAGGGGUCAGGCGGCUGUGGCUGGCAUGACGAUUGAUUGAACACUCUCCGUCGGCUGGAAUGACCAGAUCUGCCAACUGAAAGGCCAAUAAGAGGGGCUGACAGAUCUUCCGCGGACAGAUCUUUCGCAGCUUGGCUGUCAAACAGCUCGCAAUCCGGGGGUCACGAAGGUCCGAUCGCCAAACCCUAGUGGGGCCAGGCCCCACCUCUUUCUCUGGCACGUCCAUCUGGUGCAU